AGACGGGCCGCUGCGAGAAGUCGCUCUGGCUCGCCUUCCGCUCUCUAUGGUCGGGAGCGCGAGCCCCUCCUCUUCCCGGAACGAGCCCUCUUGCUCGACGCGCGCGCAGCGCUAGGAGGGAGUUCCGUUUCCGGUCUGGUGGCUUUCGAUUUUUGGCGUUCAGUAGUCGCGGUUGGUGGGUAACAACCGAGCCAAGAUGUUGCGGAAUCUGCUGGCCCUUCGUCAGAUUGCCCAGAGGACCAUCAGCACCACUUCACGAAGGCAUUUUGAAAACAAGGUUCCAGAGAAACAAAAGCUGUUUCAGGAGGAUAAUGGGAUGCCAGUUCAUCUGAAAGGCGGGGCAUCUGAUGCCCUCCUCUACAGAGCCACAAUGGCUCUGACGCUUGGUGGCACAGCCUAUGCCAUCUAUCUGUUAGCUAUGGCUGCAUUUCCCAAGAAGCAGAACUAAUGUCGUCAUCCCAGUCUUCACGUGGUUCAGUUUCAUCAACGCUCGAUGGACCAGGAAUCUGAUGAGUAACUGAGCUCUUCUUUGGGGAUCAAUAUUUAUUGAUGUGUAUUAACUGCUGCCAAUAAAGCAAUCCUUAACCAUUUUGUGUCUCCCUUUUCACUUGAGAAUAAAUUCCUGGUAAUACCAUUUUGUGUCAGCAGUUGGCAAAUCUUAGAUAAGAAAAAAAUUUAAAAGUUGUUUGUCCACAAGUUUAUCUAAAGCACCAUUGUCAUGGUAAUGUGUAUUCACUUUUAGCAGCUAGGGAUA
Messenger RNA from Mus musculus (house mouse), 754 nucleotides. RefSeq names its product cytochrome c oxidase subunit 7A2 (gene Cox7a2). Gene Ontology annotation, cellular component: mitochondrial inner membrane; respiratory chain complex IV; respiratory chain complex. Lineage: Eukaryota; Metazoa; Chordata; Mammalia; Rodentia; Muridae. Bases 197 to 448 code for a protein of 83 amino acids. The transcript has 4 exons. Gene Ontology annotation, biological process: mitochondrial electron transport, cytochrome c to oxygen; oxidative phosphorylation. The record is from RefSeq and is marked validated.